GCUAGGCUCUGGAUUCAUCGAUCCUGAACAGCUGAAUAUAGCAGUUUUGAUUGUUCAAAAAUGACUAAUGAUGUCUCCAAAAAGAAGGGGAAGAGUUCAAACGAGAAAAAGGCGAAAAGAAAAGCCAAAAGAAGAGAGACUUACGCGAUGUACAUCUAUAAAGUUUUGAAACAGGUUCAUCCGGACACGGGCAUUUCGAGCAGAGCCAUGAGCAUCAUGAACUCCUUCGUCAAUGACCUGUUUGAGAGGAUUGCCACAGAAGCGUCACGGCUGGCUCAGUACAACAAGCGCUCCACCAUCACUAGCAGAGAGGUGCAAACUGCGGUGAGGCUGCUGCUGCCCGGGGAGCUGGCUAAACACGCCGUGUCUGAGGGAACCAAGGCCGUCACAAAGUACACCAGCUCCAAGUGAAAACUUCAAAUGCAUUAUGAGGAGGGGGAAUUUGAACUUUCAGUUGGCAGUUUUGUAAGCUGGUCGUUAAAAUAAAUGC
Archocentrus centrarchus (flier cichlid) is the source of this 490-nucleotide messenger RNA. It is a transcript of the gene h2bk1, whose product is annotated as H2B.K variant histone 1. NCBI's taxonomy places the organism in Eukaryota, Metazoa, Chordata, Actinopteri, Cichliformes, Cichlidae. Bases 61 to 411 code for a protein of 116 amino acids. The record is from RefSeq and is a predicted model, not a curated record. Gene Ontology annotation, molecular function: protein heterodimerization activity; DNA binding; structural constituent of chromatin. Gene Ontology annotation, cellular component: nucleosome. The transcript is spliced from 2 exons.